AUGCCUCCCCCUUCUCAAAUCGCAAUCGCGACCAGCUCUGUCACGCGCCUCGUCAAAGAAGAGGUGUCGUACCACAAGGAGCUCGCCAGCCAGGAGGCUCGUCUGGAGAAGCUGCUGAAGAGCGAGGGCGACGAGGAUGGGAAUAGGGAGUUUCUGGUUAAGCAAGAGAAAACCGCAAUAGAAGAGACGCGGGCUGUCUUCCCACCGCUCCGUCAACGCAUUACGGACGCGGUGCAUAAGCUUGAGGACCAACUUGAGGCGGGGACUGCGAGUGAGGCAGAGACGGAGAAGGCGAAAACUGCGAUAGAGAGUGCGAAGGAGGCCGAUAAAUGA
Molecule: messenger RNA, 333 nt
Organism: Lachnellula hyalina
Lineage: Eukaryota; Fungi; Ascomycota; Leotiomycetes; Helotiales; Lachnaceae
Gene: TBCA
Product: Tubulin-specific chaperone A
Exons: 2
Coding region: 1-333 (110 amino acids)
Biological process (GO): post-chaperonin tubulin folding pathway; tubulin complex assembly
Cellular component (GO): microtubule cytoskeleton; cytosol
Molecular function (GO): beta-tubulin binding
Source: RefSeq, a predicted model, not a curated record